AUGUCUGGACAACGGCAGCAAGUGGAUAUUUCCACAUUACCUUUACCGCAGUUAAAUCAGUUAUCCCAACAACUUGAUCAGGAAAUAGAGUUUUUUACUGCCUCUUUGAAUCAAUUGAAGAUGACACAAACAAAAUUUGCUGAAUCUCAAGAAUGCUUGAGCAAAGUGAACAAAGAGAAUUUGGAUAAAGAUAUUUUAGUUCCACUUACAGGCUCUAUGUAUGUUCCUGGCCAGUUAGCAAAUGUAGAAGAAUGCUUGGUGGACAUUGGCACUGGAUAUUUCAUUGAAAUGUCUGUUGAUGCAAGUAAAGAUUUUUUUAAAAGGGAAGUUGACUAUGUCACGAAACAGAUUGAAAAAAUCCAACCACUGGUGCAGGAAAAGUACAAGAUGAAACAAGUUGUAAUGGAGAUGAUCCAGAUGAAAGUACAUGCACAACUAGCUGCUCAGCAAAACCCUCCUGCCACUGCAGGUGGAAGUACAUGA
Messenger RNA from Acanthosepion pharaonis, 483 nucleotides. NCBI's taxonomy places the organism in Eukaryota, Metazoa, Mollusca, Cephalopoda, Sepiida, Sepiidae. The record is from the annotation of a GenBank genome assembly.